This is a messenger RNA of Gossypium arboreum, 912 nucleotides long. RefSeq lists its product as uncharacterized. The coding region runs from base 1 to 912 and encodes 303 amino acids. The record is from RefSeq and is a predicted model, not a curated record. The transcript has 2 exons. NCBI's taxonomy places the organism in Eukaryota, Viridiplantae, Streptophyta, Magnoliopsida, Malvales, Malvaceae.
AUGGUCACUUGGGAGUUUUUCAAAGCUGCAUUCCAAAGGAAGUAUGUGGUUGCAAGUUAUGUGGAUGCUAGAAGGAAGGAGUUCUUGAACUUGGCUCAAGAAAACAAAUCGGUGGCGGAGUAUGAGGCGGACUUUCUACACCUUAGUAGGUAUGCAAGAGUAAUGGUGGCAACGGACUAUGAGCGUUGCAUUAGGUUUGAGGACAGACUGAGAGAUAGCCUUAGGGUAUUAAUAGCUCCACAAAGGGAGCGAGUUUUUUCGAAAUUGGUGGAGAAAGCAAAGAUAGCGGAGGAGGUAAAGCACAUUGAGCACUUAAAUCAGGAGAAAGAAAGGGGUAAGAAUAAGAGGGAGGCUGAGACCCCGGUUGUUGGACAGAGGCUGAUAAACCGACGUGGAGCACCAGGUAGAAAUGCAAGCCAUGUUGAGGUGAGACAGCUAGCUUUUGUUUAUGCUACUCAUCACCGAGAAGACCGGGAUGCCCCAGAUGUGAUAACGGGUAUGUUUUUUAUAUAUGAGUUACCUUACACAACAUUGAUUGAUAUUGGAUCGACGCAUUCAUAUGUUGCAUGCAAUAUGACUGAAUCUUUGGGUGAUAUAUUUGGAAUUACUGCGAGUGAGAUAGCUGUGAUAAGUUCGUUAGGGCAGUCAGUAGAAGUGACUAAGUUGUUUAGGGAGGUACCCUUAGUAGUCCAAGGGGUUACCUUUUUAGUGGAUUUGAUGGAGCUGUUGUUUAGCGAGUUUGACUUAAUCUUGGGUAUGGAUUGGCUGGUGAAGCACCGAGCCACCUUGGAUUGCACUGCAAAGCAAAUUGUGUUAAGAACGGCAGAGGAUAAAGAAGUGGUGGUGAUUGGUAAACGUCGAAACUAUCUGUCGAAUGUGAUUUUGGUAUUAAGGGCUGAGAAGUUAGUAUGA